Rhodamnia argentea is the source of this 708-nucleotide messenger RNA. Its product is annotated as polygalacturonase-like. The record is from RefSeq and is a predicted model, not a curated record. Gene Ontology annotation, molecular function: polygalacturonase activity. Lineage: Eukaryota; Viridiplantae; Streptophyta; Magnoliopsida; Myrtales; Myrtaceae. Gene Ontology annotation, biological process: carbohydrate metabolic process. The coding region runs from base 1 to 708 and encodes 235 amino acids. The transcript has 3 exons.
AUGGAAAUGGAUUGGAGCUUGUGCUUUUAUAAGAUCUGUUUGCUCUUGCUCCCGGUGUUGGCGUUGGUGCUCUCGAAUGGAGUCUGCUCUCAUGCACAAGUGAAGGUCUUCGACGUGAGGAGCGUCGGUGCCGCUGCUGACUGGAAGACGGAUGAUAGUAAGGCAAAGAAUCGGGAAAACACCUCGCCCAGUUCAUCAAUCAUUGUUAUCAUUUCUCAGCCAGGGCAAACGCAAAGAAUAGUUGGAAUUGGGGCAUUUCUCGGUGCGUGGAACCAAGCGUGUCAAUAUAAAGCUGGAGUUAAGAGGAGAUUGUUCGUCCCACAAGGGACGACCAUGGUUUGGCCUGUGGUGUUCAAGGGGCCAUGCAACGGUCCCAUCGAGUUCAAGGUCAAAGGGGUGGUCAAAGCACCCGUUGACAAGUCAACGUUCUCGUUGGACCAUUGGAUCACCUUCAAUUCCAGUACAUCAAUGGAGCAGCAGUACGUCCGAUGGCCAGGGGCCUCAUUGAGAUUCAAUUUCGUCAACAACACAGUGAUCUGCUCGAUUAGUUCUGUCAACAGCAAGAACUUCCACUUUAACCACUUCAAGUGUGACGAUUUCGAGUUUCAUCGCGUCUGGAUAAUCGCCCCCGACAAGAGCCCCCACAGGACGAACAGGACGGGAUCCACAUGGGCGACUCAUCCUGCAUCAGGAUCACCGACUCUGUGA